UAUCUACAGCUUUAAAGGAGGUGCUGUGCUGUAGUGCUCAAUCAACCAAUGAAAUAAAAGGGCUUAGGAGAGAAAAUGAGAUACAACUCUCCUUGUGUGUAGGAUGAAGCAUUUUAUAAAACGUUUGCAAAUAAAUCAUUUUCGACGUAAUAAUGACUGGUAUAAUUUUUUAUACGAUAACAAAAGGUUAUUUUGUUAGAAUGGAACAAAUUUAAAAAAAAGUGGUUUAUUUAUUCCGUUGACGCAUCGCAUCUCCCUAGCAUCCAUUGACUGUAGCGUCUGGCUGUAGCUCCCAUGUUCGGCUGGUGGGUCUGUACGAAUGGGGUGGGAAGAACGAAGCAGUUGGCAUGUAAACGCUUCACUGAUUUCUCCAGUAAUCGUCGGAAGAACAUAUUAGACAUCGCGGGACGUUUCAUGUUCGGUUUGAUGUGUGAUUUAGUCGUUUUUAUACCUAAGGUGUUCUACAUGCCAAAUACAACGCUAGAAGAUGCCGCGGGAAAUGUACAAUCAGGAACAACGAUCGCCGAAACCGGCGAGAAGAUCGGAAACCAGUGGAGGUUCUAAACAGUACAGUACAGGCUCCCAGUCCGCAAGUGUGCGUGGUAGUCAGGGAACGAGCGCGUUUAGAACCACUUCGUCACCCUCGCAGACGCGCAAAAGCCGCCAUUACGGUGCUAGUCGAUCGAGUAAUACCAGCCCACUGACCCUACCAGCGGAACCUCACGUUCCUCACUCAAUCAGCAGCAGCGCAUUCAACGUUGGGCAUAGCUACUACGGCGACGAAGCAGGUAGUCCAGUAAUGGAUAGCAGGAGUGGCGGUACGGGAGGUGGUGGCACCCACCGCAGUAGGUCCGCUACUCGAGGCACUAUGAGAAGCUAUCACUCGUUGGAAAGAGACCAGGAUAGAGAAUUCAUUCCAAUUCGCGAGCCGAGGGAACGUUCCCUGGACCGUGCAGAUGUCAGCACAAGACAUUCGAGAACUCGCGAACGUUCGUUGGAUCGAGGAUAUCGAGAGAGGGACGAUAGAGACCACAUGGGCUAUAGAGACGUCGAUCCAGUCAUGGAAAGUGAUCCUUAUCGCGAAGGAGGUCACGUAUCGAGAAGAGGUCACAGUUCAACAGCGGCUUAUAACACGGACAGUCGCCACGGUGGUAAUUACAGUAGGGAUGGUUUUGUCAUGGAACUGCAAUCUCGGUUAGCGGAGAUACAAAGUCAGUACGGUAGUGUUAAAAGGGAACUUGAUGCAACCACACAAAAACUAGGAUCCAGUAUGCAUAGUAUUAAAACAUUUUGGAGUCCAGAAUUGAAGAAAGAACGAGCUUUAAGGAAGGAAGAAGCGGCCAAAUAUUCUCUAAUUAAUGACCAACUUAAGGUUCUGCGUUCGGAAAACCAGAAACAAGCAGCAAUGAUGAGACAGCUUGAAGAAGAAUUACGUCUUUCUCAUAUGCGAAACCCUGAUGCCGAAGUCCAACAACAUUUAGAAGUAUUAUAUCAAGAAAAAGACCAUAUGACUAAAGAAAUUUAUCUCCUCAGGGAAACAAUUAAAGAAUUAGAAAUGAGAAUUGAAACUCAAAAGCAAACUCUUAUUGCUCGGGAUGAAAGUAUUAAAAAGCUCAUGGAAAUGUUACAGAACAAAGGAAUUGGAAGCAAAAUGCUAGAAGAAGAAAGAAUUGAAAUGGAACGACUCAAAACAAAACUAAUUGAAACUGAAGGCCACUCUCGCCAUUUAGAAAGUAUGCUAGAAAUGAGAGAAAAAGAGUUAACAAAACAAUUAAGAAGUCAAGAAUUAUCAAGGACAACUGGUAGGCAAAGUUCCAAUGCAAUCUUAGAGGCUAUCAUAGAAACCAAGGAUGCCAGAAUAUCAACUCUAGAAAGUGAAAUAGAUAUGUUAGAAAAAGAAGUUCUCUGUUUUAGAAAUAAUGAAAGAUUUAGCAACCAGUCACUAAUACCAGAUCACAAUCAAUCUUGGGAAUCCACUGAUAAGCAAAAUAAAAAGCAGAUGGAUGAACUAAGAAUGGAAUUGAAUAAAAGAGAUCAAGAAAUUUUGGCAAUGGGAGCAAAGAUGAAAACAUUAGAAGAACAGCAUCAUGAUUAUCAGAGGCAUAUAGCAGUUUUAAAAGAAUCAUUAUGUGCAAAGGAAGAACAUUAUAAUAUGUUACAAGCUGAUGUGGAAGAACUGAGACAACGAUUAGAGGAAAAAAAUAAAUUAAUUGAGAAAAAACAACAACAAACAAUGACUUCAUCUCAAGAUAGGAAUCGUCUUACUCAGGAAAUACAGGAACUGAGAGAUCAUAUGGACAUCAAGGAUAGAAAAAUUAAUGUUUUGCAAAGAAAGAUUGAAAAUAUGGAAGAUUUAUUGAAAGAAAAAGACAAUCAAGUUGAUAUGGCAAGAGCUCGCUUGAGUGCUAUGCAAGCCCAUCACUCAUCCUCCGAGGGUGCGCUCUCCAGCUUGGAAGAGGCAAUCAGUGACAAAGAGAAGCAGAUAUCCCAGUUAAGAGAUCAAAGGGAUCGUGCAGAGCAAGAACGAAAUGAAGAAAGAGAUCUGCAUGAAAGAGAAAUUGCCGAAUACAAGAUGAAGAUGCACGCCCUCGAAAGUGAAAUGGAAAAGUUGCAGAUGAGAUUGGAAAAAUCAGCAGGAGAGAAGGAUCGAAUGGAGGUGAAAUUAGAAAAUUCUCAAUCAGAAUUAGGUCAGGUUAGAGCAGAGCUAGAAAAAUUACAAAGUGAAACAUAUAAAAUACAAAAUGAAUGGGAAAGGGAUAGAAGUGAAAAUUCUCGUUUAUCUUUAGAGAAUGAACGAUUAAAAGAACAAGUUGAUAGAAUAAAAUCUGAUUUAGAUAGGUCUCAAAGUUCUUUAGGUAAAAGCCACUUAUAUCAAUCUGAAGAAGUAGAACGUCUUCAAGAAAGAUUAGAAAGAGUACAGUCUGAAUUAAGACGAGCACAAGCUGAAUUACGCAUGAAUCAGGCUGAACAAGAUCGUUCACGUGGAGAAUUAGAACAAUUACAGGAAAAAGUUGAAAGAUCUCAAGGUGAAAUUUAUCGACUGAAAGCAAAAUUAGAAAAUUCACAAGCAGAGAAAGAAGGUCUUCAAGAAGAAUAUGAUCGUGUACAAGCAGCAGCUGCAAGAGCACAAUCUGAGAGAGAUUCAUCAAUUUCUGAAUCUGAAAAGCUUAAAAAUGAAGUGGAACGUCUUCAGACAGCUCUAAUCAAGAGUCAAACAUUGCAGGAGAAAACUCAAACGUCGUUGGACAAUGCUCAGAUUGAAUCAGAUAGAAUACAAGAAAAAUUAGACAAAGCUAAUGCUGAAAUUCGAAGAAUGCAGUCAGAACGGGAAAGAGCUCAAGGUGAUGUUGAAAGUUUCCAAACACAGAUUAGUCAGGCACAAAGUCAGAUUUUAAAAUUACAGAAAGAGAAAGAUACUACCCAAUAUGAAGUUGAUAAAAUUCAAGAGAAAUAUGAUAGAAUACAAUUACAACUUCAUAGAAUUCAAAAAGAAAAAGAUAGUACUCAUUCUGAUAUGGAAAAAAUGCAAGAACGAAUUGAUUUACUACAGGCACAAUUAAAUAAAUCAUUAAAAGAAAAAGAAAAUGCUCAAGCAGAGUUUGAAGUUAUUAAGGACAGAUGGGAAAAAACACAGAGUCAAUUAGAUAAGUUCCAUGUUGACAGAGAUUCAUCUCAAACAGAGUUGAAAUUACUAAAAGAAAAACAAGAAAAACUGCAAAGUCAGUUAUUAAAGUCACAAGAAGAUAAAGAAUUAUCUCGGGUAGAACAUGAAAAAUUAUUAGAAAAAAUUGAUAGAUCACAAUCAGAAAUUACAAGACUACAAAUGAAAUUAGAUCAAGCACAAGCAGAAGUUGAUCGUGUUACUGUUGAGUUAGAAAAAUCUCAAUUAAUAACAAAUAAAACAAAAGAAGAACAUAGGAAGUCUAUAGAUAAUUAUGAAGGAAUUCAAGAACUUUAUACACGUACUAGUGUACAACUUUCUAAAAGUAAAGAAUCAGAAGAAAAAUUAAAAACUGAGUUAGAACGCUGUCAGAUGGAACUUGAAGUUUUGAGAAGUAGGCAUGAGAAGACUCAAAUAGAGCUUAGAAAACUACAGUCUGAGAGAGAAGGAUUUCAGGCAGAAGUAGAUCGAUUAUCAAUAGAAUUAGAUAGAACCCAAGCACAAAUUGGAAAAACACGUACAAAUGAAGAAAAAAAUCAAGAAGAGUUAACUAGAAUGCAUUCAGACCUUGAAAAAAUUUAUGAAAAGUUAGAUAAAUCCCAAUCAGAAUUACGCAGGACACAAGUAGAAAAGGAUAGAUUUCAAACUGAAAAAGAAAAUCUGCAGUCAGAAUUGGAAAGAUAUCAGAUUCAAGCAAGCAAGUAUCAAACUCUUCAAGAAAAGUCACAAAUUGAAAUUGAUAGGAUUAAAAUCGAUAUUGAAAAAAUUCAAGAUAAGUAUAAUAAAUCUCAAUUAGAAAUAGAAAGAUUGACAGGUUUGAAAGAAAAAAUGGCCUCUGAAAUUGCUUCUUUACAAAAUGACUUAGAUAAGCUAUAUUCUGAAAAGGGAAUUACGCAAGAAGAACAUAAAAGACAUGCAGCUGAAGUUGAAAGAUUAAAUAUUGAAAUUGAAAAAAUAAGAGAUAAAUAUGAAAAUACCAAGAUAGAAUUGCAAAAUGUUUUGGAUAUUAAAGAAAAACAACAACUUGAGAUUGAGGACUUAAAAAAACAUAAAGAUGAAGUUGAAAAACUUCGUAAUGAAUUAAAACAUAUUCAAGAAGAAUAUAAAUCUACUAGAGAUGAUCUGCAACAUUUACUUGAAGCUAAACAUAGGCAGCAAGCAGAACUUGAAUCUCUUAGAGAGAACAAAAGUGAAAUACAAAAACAUAAAGAAGAAACACAAAAGUUACGUGCUGAACUUCAGAAAAUUACAGAAGAAUAUAAAAGUACUAAGGAAGAUCUUCAACAUUUAUUGGAUGUUAAACAUCAGCAACAGUCUGAAAUAGAAAACUUAAAAGAAAGUAAAACUGAAGUUGAAAAACAUAAAUCAGAAAUUCAAAAAUUACGAGCUGAAUUGAAUGGUAUAACAGAGAAAUAUAAUACUACUCAAUCUGAACUUCAAAGUUUAUUAGAUCUAAAACAAAUGCAACAAUUAGAAAUUGAAAGUUUGAAGAAUAAUAAAACAGAGGUUAAGCAACAUAAGGAUGAAAUGGAAAAACUUAGGAAAAAAUUAUCAGAUUUAACAUUAGAGUACAAUUCAGUUAAAUCAGAUUUAGAGCAUGUACUUGACACAAGGGAUAAGCAAGAAUCUGAAAUAGAAAACUUAAGGAAAUAUAAAAUUGAAGUUGAAAAGCAUAAAUCAGAAGUAAGUAAAUUACACAAGGAAUUAGAACAUUUAAAUAAUGAAUAUCAAUCUAUUAAAAUUGAUUUUCAAAAUUUACUGGAAAUAAAACAUCAGCAACAGUCUGAAUUAGAUAAUUUAAAAGUUAAAAGUUCUGAGGCUGAUAAAUUGAAGAAAGAAUUGACAACUGUGAAAGAGCAUUAUGAAUCAACCAAAUUAGAAUUACAGAAUAUUCUUGAAAGCAAAAUGCAGCAACAAGAAGAUAUAGAAGUGUUACGUAAACAUGCUGCAGAAGUAGAAAGAUUGCAUGUUGAAUUAGAAACAUUUAAAGAAAAAUAUGAAUCUACUAAAAUUGACUUACAACAACUUAAUAAAUUAAAUAAUCAACAAAAAGAAGAAAUAGAUAUUCUUGGUAAAGAAUUAGAAACAUUCCAAACAAAAGCAAAGAAGCAUGCUAAAGUAGAAGAGAAACAUAAAAAAGAAAUGGAUCGAACAACUAAAGAACUAGAAAAAUUGAAACAAAAACUAGAAACAAAUCAAGCAGAAUUGAAAAAAUUACAGGAGGAAAGAGGAACUUUAUUAGCAGAAGUAACUAAUUUGCAAACUUCACUUGCAGAAGCUCAUUCUCAAUUAAAUAAUAUUCAAUCAAAUAAUCAACAAGCAGCUGAUGAUGUUCAAAGAAUAACAGGAGAAAUUGACAGAGUCAAACAGCUUCUGAGUAAAUCUGAAGCAGAAUUACAGAGAACUCUAUCUGAUAAUAGUCGCUUACAUAUGGAAGUUGAAAAACUGAAACAAGAUUUAGAAGAUGCUGAAACAUAUAUUGCAAAGAGUCAAGAGGAUACUAAAUCUGCUAAGUCUAGCCAAGAAAAAUUAAAUGGAGAAAUUAAGAAGCUAAAGAAACAAUUAGAAAGUAGCCAAAAAGAAUUAUCAAAAACAAAUGAAGAAAGAGAUAAACUAAAACAAGAAUUACAGAUUUAUCAGGAAGAAUUAGAAAAUAUGCAUACUAAUAUUAAAAAAACACAUGAAGUUCAAGAAACAUCUCAAGAAGAAUUAAGUCGUUCACAAAAGGAAUUAGAGCAAAUGAAUAAAGUUCUAAAAAAUAUGGAAGACCAACUUCAAAAAACUGAAGUUGAAAAUGAAGUUCUAAGAACUGAAUUGAGUAAAUCCAUGGAAGAACUUAAUAGUCUUCAACGACAUUUAGAAGAAUCAAAGGCUGAAGUUCAAAAAGUAAAAGAACAAAAUAAACAAUUAAAAGCACAGCAUAAGGCAAAAGCAGCUGAUAAAAAUGGAAAAGAUAAACUAGAAAAAGAAGUUGAGAAAUUACAAAAAGAAUUAGAAAAACAGAAACUAGAAACUGAAAAAAUGGUUAAAGAAGCACAGCAAGUAAAGAAGCAAUUACAAAAGGCUCAAGAAGAAGCCAAGAAUUUUUCUAUAGAGAGAGAGAGAUUCCAAGGACAAUUAGAAAUGUUAAUUCAAGAAUUGGAAAAAAGGGAGGCAGAUAUUCAAAAAUUACAAAGUCAGCAGCAAGGCAAAGCACCUCAAGAUACAGCUGAAUUAGAUACAUUAAGAAAACAGUUAUCAGAAAAGGAACAAGUUGUGAAAGAUUUAGAGAAAAAAUUAAAACAUAGACAAGAUAAAUUAGCUAAACUAGAAAAUCAGUUGAAACAGUUGCAAAGUGAAGUUACAUCUGUUCCAAAGGGAGAUACAACUCAACAGAUCACAAAUCUUCAACAAAAAUGUGCAGAACUUGAAAAAGCAAAAUUGAAUAGUGAAAAAGAAGUGGCUAAGGCAAAAGAAGAUGCUAGUCGAUCACAAGCUGAAUUGGAACGUUUAUUGCAGAUUAUGACAACAAGUGAAGAAGAAAAGUUUGCCUUAAAUAAUCAAAUUAAAGAAUUACAAGAGUCUUUGAAAGAAAAAGAAGCAAAACUAAACAGUAUGAAAAGAAAUCAGCAGACUGAAAAAACUCGCAGUGCUCAGAUGUUAGAGGAAGCAAGACAUAGAGAAGGUGAAAUGAGUAAAGAUGCUUCCAAACAACAAGAAUUAUUGCAACAGCAAAGAGACAGAAUCGAAGAAUUGGAAGAAGCAUUGAGAGAAAGUGUGACCAUUACCGCAGAAAGAGAAGUGGCUGUGGCACAAAAAGAUAUUAUGAUAAAAGCAUCAGAAGAAAAGAUUAUUCGUUUGCAUGCAGAACUGAGAGCCCUACAAAAUACUCAUAAUGCAAGAUGUACAAAUUGUCCACCAAUGAAAGUACAAUUGAAUGAGUUAGAUAGUAAAUUGAAGAAAUUAGUAGCAGAAAGAAAAAGCCAUUUAGAAGAGCUCUUUGAAAUGAAACAGGAAGCAUUGUCAGCUGCUGUAAGUGAAAAAGAUGCUCAUUUAGCAUUAUUAGAGAUGUCUGGUAUUAAAAAUGCUCAAACUGCUGAAGAAGUAGAUAGAUUGAAAACAGAAAGAAGAUGUCUUUUAGAAAAAAUUAAAAUAGAGAAUGAAAAUAGGGUGAAACUUUUGUUGGAAUUGGGUGAGAAAUUACCAGAAACUAAUGGAAAACAUGAAGAUUCAUAUAUUAAUAAAGCAAAGCAGGAUGCAGAAGAUGGACUGAGGUCUUAAUAUAUUUGUGAUGAUGGGUUAUCUCAUUAGCCACAGUUGGACACAUUUCCUCUCAUUUCAUUGUUCAACCAUCUUUUGGAAAACUUCUUCCCUUUGCUUCAUCAUCUCUUGUAGUCUGAUCAUAUUUGUAAAAUGGAGAGUGAUAAGUAAGAAAUUGAUUUUUAUAAAAUGGAAUUCAAUUAUUUCAUCAUUCGUGUUUAAAUUUUGGCCAAAGUAGUUUAUACUGUUCAACUUUUCUUUUUUUAUUGUUUUAUUUUAAAAUUAAGAAGAACUUCUAUCUUUCCAACAUUAUAUUUAAUUGAUGUCUUGCAAACUAAACUUAUACCAAUGCAUUUUAUUCUCAAAGCAUUGAAGGGAACAAUUUGUAUAGAAGAAAUUAUCUAUUAAAAACUUUGUAUAUGGGAUGUAUACUAAAGUAGCUGAAUUGGAAGAUAGAUAGCAGCAUUGUACUGUACAAAAGAAUAUAAUAUUACAGUUUUUAAGUGAAAAUAUAUAUGAAAACUUGUCUGUGAAGAAAGGAUUAUCCUAGAUGUGCCUUUGAAAGAAAGUGACAUUAACAUCAAUAUUGAGGAUGAUAUUUUAUGGAAAUAUGUUGACUAUGUACAAUUAAGCUGCAGAUGAGUUUAUGAAGGAAUCAAGAGAUAAUAUGUAUUUUCAAUUGGUGCUUCACUGUGAUGGCAUUCAUCUUUUUGAAACCUAUUUGUGCAUUCCUAUUAAAAUAAUCCAAACUUUUCCAAGAGUUAGAGUUAAAAUAAUUGAAUAACUCUUGUGAUAUAAAAUUGUUGACUGCCAUCCAAGCAUCUAAUGUGUGGUGUUGUUCUGUCAAUAUUGUUCAAAUAUCUUAAACUUGCUGAAAAUGCAUGAAUUAGAUUUGAAUACUAUUAUACUCUAAAGGAAACUGUUUCUUCCUUCUCUAAAAAGUAUAUAUAUAUAUAUGUAUCUAAGUGUGUAUGUGUAUAUUUACUUAUUAUAUGUAUAUACACAUGUACAUAUAUAUAUGUACUU
Molecule: messenger RNA, 8926 nt
Organism: Centruroides sculpturatus (bark scorpion)
Lineage: Eukaryota; Metazoa; Arthropoda; Arachnida; Scorpiones; Buthidae
Gene: brp
Product: centrosome-associated protein CEP250-like
Exons: 18
Coding region: 488-7921 (2477 amino acids)
Biological process (GO): neuromuscular synaptic transmission; maintenance of presynaptic active zone structure; regulation of synaptic plasticity
Cellular component (GO): cytoskeleton of presynaptic active zone
Molecular function (GO): structural constituent of presynaptic active zone
Source: RefSeq, a predicted model, not a curated record